This is a messenger RNA of Aspergillus alliaceus, 2235 nucleotides long. Its product is annotated as tetratricopeptide repeat protein. The record is from RefSeq and is a predicted model, not a curated record. Gene Ontology annotation, molecular function: protein binding. Lineage: Eukaryota; Fungi; Ascomycota; Eurotiomycetes; Eurotiales; Aspergillaceae. Bases 63 to 1802 code for a protein of 579 amino acids. The transcript has a single exon. Gene Ontology annotation, cellular component: intracellular anatomical structure.
CCCUCUUUCCCUCUUCCCCUAAUUUUGUUGUACAGUGCAUUCAUCCUUACUAUAAAACGGAAAUGACUCUCGAAACCGCCGAAAAAUCCCCUGCUGUACCGGCAAGCGCUGAGUAUUACGAUCUCGGAUCGUUUGGGCACACCAUUACCACGACAAGCCUAGAUGCACAAAUAUGGUUCAACCGCGGCUUAACCUGGUGCUAUGCCUUCAACCAUGUUGAAGGCGCCUAUUGCUUUGAGCAGGCAAUUUCUCAUGACCCUUUUUGUGCAAUGGCCCACUGGGGGUUGGCGUAUGCGUCGGGACCCAAUUACAAUAAAGGCUGGGAUCGCUUCGAUUCGCAAGACCUGGCUUUCUGCUUGAAACGCGCUUUUAUUGCCUCACGACGUGCAAAAGAAUGCUCGGCCCAUGCAGCGCCUUGGGAGCAGGCGCUUGCGGACGCCAUUAUAAAGCGCUACCCGAGUGAUACGCCGCUGGUUGAUUACUCGGUGCCAAAUGGAGAGUACGCUGCCGCUAUGGGGUCGGUGUAUGAGAAGCACGGCAGUGACUUGGAUAUUGCUGUGCUAUACGCUGAUGCCAUGAUGAAUCUCACUCCCUGGGCCCUGUGGGAUCUGUUUACCGGUCAACCUGCCAAGGAUGCCCCAACGGCCGACGUUCAGCGAGUGUUAGAACGGGCACUUGAACAGGAUGGCGCUUAUCAACAUCCAGGUCUUCUACAUUUGUAUAUUCACUACAUCGAGAUGUCCCCUACUCCUGAGUUGGGCAUGAACGCAGCUGAUCACUUACGCGACCUCAUUCCGGAUGCUGGUCACCUACACCAUAUGCCCACUCACCUGGAUAUUCUAAUCGGCGACUGGCGCCGCUCGAUUGCAUCAAAUCAAAAAUCGACCCUCGCAGAUGAAAAAUACCUGCGUCGCGCAGGCGCCGUCAAUUUCUACACGUUCUACCGUCUCCAUGAUUACCACUCGUUAAUCUAUGCGGCUAUGUUUGCCGGGAAGCUCAAAACUGCGAUGGAAGCAGUCGAUCGCAUGGAGAGGUCUGUCCCAGAGGAGGUGCUUCGCAUGAAAUCUCCUCCCAUGGCCGACUGGCUUGAGAAUUUUAUGUCUGUGCGCAUCCAUGUUAUGGUACGCUUUGGGAUGUGGGAAGAUAUCAUUCGAAUGGAAUUGCCGCAUGACCAAGAACUAUACUCGGUCAAAACAGCCAUGGUUCACUAUGCCAAGGGUGUCUCAUUAGCAGCAACGGGCCGGGUUAGUGAAGCACAGCAUGAGAGAGAUUUAUUCAAGAAGGCAGAGACACGAGUUCCAGAGACUCGUCGGGCGUAUAAUAGCAAGUGCGCUGAUAUCCUGGCUGUUGCAUCUGCCAUGCUCGAUGGGGAAAUCGAGUACCGACGGGGGAAAUAUGAUCAGGCGUUCAAAAGCCUUCGCAAAUCUAUCGAUUUAGAUGACAAUCUACCAUACAGUGAACCUUGGUCUUGGAUGCAACCUACCCGACAUGCCUACGCUGCCCUUAUGUUAGAACAAGGGCAAGUCGAGCAGGCUGCCGGUGUAUAUCGCGCUGACCUUGGGCUGGACAGUACCCUCAUCCGUCCCCGGCGGCAUCCGAACAAUGUAUGGGCUCUUCAUGGUUACCAUGAAUGUUUAGUGCGGCUCGGAAAGAUGGACGAGGCGGCCAUGGUUGAGCCUGCUCUGAAGCUUGCGCUGGCUGUGGCAGAUAUUCCUAUCAAGUCAUCUUGCUUCUGCCGGCUAGACACAUCGCAGGCUCCAGAAGUGAUCAUAGGUUGUGUCACCAGUAGUCCUUGUCAUUAAGUGAUUGAUUCUCCUAUAAAAAAAAAUGGAUAGCUUAUGAACAGCACAAAGUAUUCCCUGGUCCAGAAGAGAUAGCAUAGCCUCCAACUGAGGUGCUUGCUCAGUUUGCUAGCAUUCUAGUCCCGUUGAAUAUGAUAUUUGGUACACACAAGGCUUAUUGUUUUUUCCAGUGGGCAUAGAUAGGAAAUCCCGCAGGCUGCCGUCCGACCUAGCUAAGUAUCAAUGUGCCGGAUAGGAACACCCGUGAAAUUAAACAGUCCAAAUCCCGACUCUACCCCUGCAGAUCACAAAUUCCGUGCUAGUCAGGGAAAGAUCGAUAGAGUCUGUUAGUUACCCGAUCUAAAGGACGAAAACUUGCUCUAAAGAGGGGAAAGACCAGACACUAAGAGAAGAAGAAGAAGAAGAAGAAGAAGAAGAAGAAGAAGAAGAAGAA